CACUGAGCUUUUCGCUUUGUUUCCUCCAAAAACCCUACUUUGUGAAAGACAAAUCGAAAAUGGAAGGAGCAUCGUACCAGCGAUUCCCGAAGAUCAAAAUCCGGGAGAUGAAAGACGAUUACCUCAAGUUUGAGCUGCGGGACACUGACUCCUCCAUGGCCAAUGCCUUGCGUCGCGUCAUGAUUGCGGAGGUCCCGAACAUCGCCAUCGACCUGGUCGAAAUCGAGGUCAACUCCUCUGUUCUCAACGACGAGUUUAUCGCUCACCGUCUCGGCCUAUCCCUCUCACCAGCGAACGGGCCAUGUCCAUGCGAUUCUCGCAUGAUUGCGACGCAUGCGACGGUGACGGCCAAUGCGAGUUCUGCUCUGUUGAGUUCCAUCUGCGGGCCAAAUGCAUGACUGAUCAGACGCUUGAUGUCACGAGCAAGGAUCUGUAUAGUUCGGAUCAUACUGUGGUUCCCGUCGAUUUCACGGAGUCGGCUGGGGGAAUAAUAAUUGUUAAGUUACACCGUGGACAAGAAUUGAGGCCAGAAAAGGUAUUGGGAAAGACCAUGCAAAAUGGUCACCUGCUGCAACUGUGACCUUCAUGUAUGAACCUGAGAUCUAUAUAAAUGAAGAUAUGAUGGAAACAUUGACACUUGAAGAGAAAACAAGUUUGGUUGAGAGUAGUCCUACCAAAGUCUUUGACAUUGAUCCUAAUACCCAACAGAUGGAUGGAUCAAUUUGAGAGAGAGAUACAUGUUUGGAUGUGGGUGUGUCUCAUUGAUAUUGGCUGAUUCAUAAAUCAUAAUCUGUUUUGCUAAAACAAAAAAGAAAAAAAAAAAUUCAUAAUUUGCCAGUUGUAGAAUUGUCUGCCUAGUAUCUGGUAACAUGAUAUUGCAUAAAGUAUUUUAUGUAUAUUCAUGAUGGCUUGCAUGUUUAAACCUUAUAUCUAGGGGAUAUUAAUGAACAUUAUGAAGUUAAAUAUUCAAAUAUUUUAUUUAGAAUUCUAGGCUAAUGAAUUUACUGUAGUCAGAAAUAUGAUAUGUAUUAUUAAAGUUGUAGCGGUUGU
This is a messenger RNA of Rubroshorea leprosula, 1050 nucleotides long. The record is from the annotation of a GenBank genome assembly. Lineage: Eukaryota; Viridiplantae; Streptophyta; Magnoliopsida; Malvales; Dipterocarpaceae.